Molecule: messenger RNA, 1614 nt
Organism: Gavia stellata (red-throated loon)
Lineage: Eukaryota; Metazoa; Chordata; Aves; Gaviiformes; Gaviidae
Gene: KCNK10
Product: potassium two pore domain channel subfamily K member 10
Exons: 7
Coding region: 1-1614 (537 amino acids)
Biological process (GO): stabilization of membrane potential; potassium ion transmembrane transport
Cellular component (GO): membrane
Molecular function (GO): potassium ion leak channel activity
Source: RefSeq, a predicted model, not a curated record
AUGAAAUUUCCAAUCGAGACUCCAAGAAAACAGGUGAACUGGGAUCCUCAAGUGGCUGUUCCAUCACCAGUGCCAGCUUGUGAACCUGAGCCCAAAACUAACGGACAUUACCCAGCUCCACGACUCUCCGUUUCCUCCCGAGCCACUGUUGUUGUUACCAUGGAAGCCCCUUCUCAAGGCCUGCAGACAGUCAUGAAGUGGAAAACAGUGGUGGCCAUCUUUGUCGUGGUGGUAGUUUACCUGGUGACUGGAGGACUUGUCUUCCGUGCCCUAGAGCAACCCUUCGAAAGCAGGCAGAAGAAUACAAUCGCACUAGAGAAGGCUGACUUUCUUCGGGAGCAUGUUUGUGUAACCCAGCUAGAGCUGGAGACACUGAUUCAGCAUGCUAUUGAUGCUGAUAAUGCAGGAGUCAGUCCCAUAGGAAAUUCCUCUAACAACAGCAGUCAUUGGGACCUUGGAAGUGCCUUUUUCUUUGCUGGAACAGUCAUCACAACAAUAGGGUAUGGGAACAUUGCCCCAAGCACUGUUGGAGGCAAGGUUUUCUGCAUCUUGUAUGCCAUCUUUGGGAUUCCACUGUUUGGCUUCUUGCUGGCUGGGAUUGGAGACCAACUUGGAACCAUCUUUGGGAAGGGUAUCGCAAGGGUGGAAAAAGUUUUCAGAAAAAAGCAAGUGAGCCAAACAAAGAUCCGGGUGAUCUCUACCAUCCUCUUCAUCCUGGCAGGCUGCAUUGUCUUUGUGACCAUUCCUGCAGUUAUCUUCAAGCACAUCGAGGGAUGGACAGCCUUGGAGUCCAUUUACUUUGUGGUUGUCACUCUGACUACCGUUGGCUUCGGUGACUUUGUAGCAGGAGGAAAUGCUGACAUCCAUUACCGGGAGUGGUAUAAACCCUUAGUGUGGUUCUGGAUCCUUGUUGGCCUUGCCUAUUUUGCUGCUGUCCUGAGUAUGAUUGGAGACUGGUUAAGAGUCCUGUCCAAGAAGACAAAAGAAGAGGUUGGAGAAAUAAAAGCCCACGCAGCUGAGUGGAAAGCGAAUGUGACAGCUGAGUUCAGAGAGACACGGAGGCGGCUCAGCGUGGAGAUCCACGACAAACUUCAGCGGGCAGCCACCAUCCGGAGCAUGGAGCGCAGGCGCUUGGGCCUGGACCAGCGAGCCCACUCCUUAGACAUGCUCUCUCCAGAGAAGCGCUCUGUCUUUACUGCCUUGGAAACAGGACGCUUCAAGGCCUCAUCUCAGGAAAGCAUCAACAACAGGCCUAACAACCUGCGCCUUAAAGGGUCAGAUCAGCUCAACAAGCAUGGGCAGGGGGCAUCCGAGGACAACAUCAUUAACAAGUUUGGAUCGUCUGCUAAGAUGACCAAAAGGAAAAACAAAGACCUCAAAAAGACCAUCCCUGAGGAUGUGCGUAAAAUUUACGAGACCUUCCGAAACUACUCCUUGGAUGAAGAAAAAAAGGAAGAGGAGACAGAGAAGAUGUGUAAUUCUGAGAACUCUUCUAGCACUGCAGUCCUGACCAACUGCAUCCAGCAGCACUCAGACCUGGAGAAUGGAGUGAUCCCCAAUGAAACCAAAGAAAGGGAACAUGAAAACAAAGCGUUACUUGAAGACAGAAAUUAA